GUGCUGGGGCUGUGCUGGGGCCGGGGGUGAUGGUCAGGGACUGAUUCUCCUCUUCACUGUUUCAGUAUUUUAAGAAACAGCAGCGACUGAUCCCUGAGCGGACAAUAUGGAAAUACUUUGUGCAGCUUUGCUGUGGUGUGGAGCACAUGCACUCCCGCAGAGUAAUGCACAGAGAUAUCAAACCGGCGAAUGUGUUUAUCACAGCGACCGGGGCUGUGAAGUUGGGAGACUUGGGGCUCGGCCGCUUCUUCAGCUCCAACACAACAGCCGCUCAUUCACUCGUGGGAACUCCGUAUUACAUGUCACCAGAGAGGAUCCACGAGAACGGCUACAACUUCAAAUCAGACAUCUGGUCCCUCGGCUGUCUGCUGUACGAGACCUAA
Callorhinchus milii (elephant shark) is the source of this 383-nucleotide messenger RNA. Its product is annotated as serine/threonine-protein kinase Nek7-like. Gene Ontology annotation, molecular function: ATP binding; protein kinase activity. The transcript has 4 exons. The record is from RefSeq and is a predicted model, not a curated record. The coding region runs from base 147 to 383 and encodes 78 amino acids. Gene Ontology annotation, biological process: protein phosphorylation. Lineage: Eukaryota; Metazoa; Chordata; Chondrichthyes; Chimaeriformes; Callorhinchidae.